Messenger RNA from Bacillus rossius redtenbacheri, 534 nucleotides. RefSeq names its product heterogeneous nuclear ribonucleoprotein A/B-like. The record is from RefSeq and is a predicted model, not a curated record. Bases 11 to 328 code for a protein of 105 amino acids. NCBI's taxonomy places the organism in Eukaryota, Metazoa, Arthropoda, Insecta, Phasmatodea, Bacillidae. The transcript is spliced from 3 exons.
CCAGGCCAGCAUGGGCGAGUGCAGAGCGGUAUUCGCAGUGAUACUCGUCGUUCUGCUGACGGCAGUGACCGCCAAGUCACUGGACAGUGUCUCUAGAGACGGCCCUCUCACCCCAGUUCUCGAUCACAGUCGAUACAAGCGAGCCGACAAAGAGGAGACACUUAAGAGUGACAGCUCUUAUGGACUCGGCUUCUACCCAGGAUACUAUGGUUAUGGUUAUGGCUAUGGCUACCCAUACGGCUAUGGUUAUGGAUAUCCUUACUACGGGUACGGCAAUAGGUUCUACGGCUACGGUGGCUAUGGCUAUGGCUACCCUUAUUGGUGGUGACGUCACGUGGUAGAAUUUUACUACCUACAUGCUGACUUGUACUUCACAGUGCAUCAUCUAUGAAUAUCGUGUCAACAUAAGCAUCAAACUUUAUAUUUUCUGGCUAAGGCUUAUGCAUGUAUUUAAAUAACUGCAACAUGCAACAACUACUCUUUACCUCAUUUAAAUUCGUAGAUGAUAAUUUCUAUUGCAGCCAAAAAACUUGG